UCGUACUAGCGCGAACACCUAGCUAUACACCAUAGAGCGUCAGGCGUAUAUCUACCCUAUGCGUUGAGUGCAUUGAACUCUCUCUGGCGGUCGAAGUGAGCACUAAAAGCGGCCAGUUACCUGUGCACGGAUGGACCCCACUUGUAGGCUUUGAGAAGUCAUCAGCCUUACCACGUCAUCGUAAUCGCUUGACGGCAGAUUGCUCAUGUAUUCGGUACAAUGUAGACCCGAGGUCGGCUGGUUGAACCACUCCCCGGUCUACUGAAUGGGAUUUUCCUCUCAAUACUGCUUGCACAUCAUAAAAGUGAGACUUGUGCCUAUGCCAAGGGAUAAUCUUAUGCAUCCUUCACAUCUGUUAUUGGAGGGCCUUUGAUUGCAUCCUAAAACCAGCCCGCUGUCUUAGCGUGGUUUAGGCGUCCUUUCCCAUCCCUCAGCUGAUUGGAAGGUUUCUGAAUUGGCGCGCGUAGAAGCUGUGGCGGUUUACGAAGUGAAGGCUUCUGGCAUUUUCGAACAUCAGACUGGUGCUCCUUUGCUGACAAUCGUUGUGUAUAGUUACAAAUUACUACUACUACAGUGAGUUCAAAGUAAAUUUGUCGUGAUACGUACUUAUGCAGUAACAGGCCUAACGAAUUUCCGACAAAAAACAAAUGACACAAUUCGAGAAAUAAGUAACGGAUUAGGCGCGGUGCUUCGUUCGAACGAAAAUGGAGGAAGAUUUACGGGCUGUUCUUCGCUGUAAGAAGCAGGAAAAAGCAAUAGCUUUGUUCCAGUCUAGGAAGCAACGUGGAGAAGGUGUCUAUUCAUUUGAACUACGGUGGACCAAUCCGAAAUUUUCUGGCUGUCGAGCUUUUUUGGUCGCGCAGUGGAAGGCACUCUUUAAGCUAAUGAUGGAGCGUGUUCCAGAACAACGCAGGUAUUAUGAAAUGGUACGGGAAGAAGCGGCAUGUAAGCUUUACUUCGAUCUGGAAUUUAAUAAACUCCUCAACCCGGACGUUAACGGAGAUAGUCUAACGGUGAAGUUCGUUGACUUUGUUUGUGCGCAGAUUACGUCACUCACCGGAAUCAAUGUCGCAUACGAAGACGUUCUCAUACUAAAAUCAGAUUCAGAUAGAAAAUACAGUGCACAUCUUAUCGUAAAUGUCGAUGAGAUAUGUUUUAGAAACAACCAGGUUUGCAAGCUGUUUGUAGAUUUUAUUAUGGCAUCCGAACAAUCCCGAAUUUUUUUUGUUAAUACAGAAAAUGAGAAAAAGAUAUUCUUUUGCGAUAUGUCUGUUUACUCGAGGAAUCGAAACUUUCGACUAUACAAGAACACAAAAUAUAAAAAAAAUUCUUUUUUAACAGUCGCCGAAGUUGACCGUUACGUGAAGUCGCACGGUCUUACUAGUGACGAGGAUAUUUUUUAUCAUUCGUUAAUUUGUCUCGAUAGUACCGAGGGCAAACGAAUUCUCUCAGACGAUAUUAUACUCACCGUGAAAAAGACACUUCACCCUAAAGUUCAAUCAAAUGUAUUUGACGAUUUAGCUGCGCUUUUCGGUCAGGUCGCUAUAGAGCCCAACAUUACGGAAAGAGACCGACGAAUGAUUCUUCGAACGCCGACGCCGUUUUGUCGACUGGAUAAGCUCAUGGCAGAAAAGGUUGCUCCGUACGGGGGCCGCGUACAAAAGGUGGUCCACUACCGUAACACUAACGUUCUGUUAUACUCAUUUAUUGGAUACAAUUUUUGCAAAAAUCGUGGCAGAAACCACCGGUCAAAUAAGGUGUACUUCCAUGUUGACCUUACUCUGCCAGGCUACGCGCAAAAGUGCUUCGAUUAUCAGGAUUGCUAUGGUUACAUGUCGGCGUUUGAGCCAAUCCCAAAAAUCGUAGCUGACGAAUCUUUGCAAAUACUGAAAAAACUUGAAAGUGAUACGAAAACGGCUGGCAGUGAAAAAUCGCUCAUUGAAAAUGUAGCAAGUGGGUUUCAACUAGUUGAGUGUGGUACUACUGCAAAAAGUAACGAUGAAAAAUGUCUAGUCGUAGACAUAAAAGGACGGUCUUGACUCACCGAAAAAGGCACCGAACAAUUUAAUAGCAUGACAUAGCAUCGAGCAGUAUCAUUCAUCUUAAAUACAGUUCACGCAGCGCCUUUGGGACAAAUCAAAGGUACAACCACAGCCCAAGGGCCACGAACGAAAGUGACCAGUGUGUAACAAAUCGCUAUUUUCGUACUCGUCGAUUGGAAUCACACCCCAGUUCUUGUGCUGAGAUAAAUCGUUUUUACCACUUAUUCUGUAUUUGUGUGGACAGUUGUGUCCUCGUUUUAUAUGGGACAGUUAGGACCUUUUUUGUGAGCUCAACUCGGAAGUACCCUUAAAAAGAAUUGCUUUAAUAAGGACUAGUGGUUAACCUGAACUUAAGUUUGCCUUGAUAGGAAAAUCGUUUUCGCGUGCUAUAGAAACGCUCGGGAAUGCUUCUGUGGUAUUUUUAGACUAGCCGUGCAUUAGGAGAAAUCAGCCGAUUAACUGAUGCAAAUAAAUUUUAAUAACAACGCAACGUUAAUUUCAAUGCAAAUAACGGCCGCCAAGCGUUAGGAGACAAACCGGUUAGCUAGCUGCAAUUAAUCUAUGGCAGGAAGUGAACUUUUACUUCUAAUGUUUGUACUUAAAAGGAAUAUUCAUUGAAUUAUGCUUCAAUGUGCCAUUUAUAACACAUUAUCCAUAAACCGUUGUGGGAUGUGAUUUUGAAUGGACAUAUUAAAGAACAAAAGGAUCUCUGCUUGUUAAUAAAUAUAUUUUAAGAACCUACUAGCUAUAAAGUUAGCCAGAAUUAAUAGAAAAGGUGGUUGUAAUAAAGUUUAUCUACAUAUUAUGACA
Varroa destructor (honeybee mite) is the source of this 2852-nucleotide messenger RNA. Its product is annotated as DNA-directed primase/polymerase protein-like. Gene Ontology annotation, biological process: error-prone translesion synthesis; mitochondrial DNA replication; response to UV. The record is from RefSeq and is a predicted model, not a curated record. Gene Ontology annotation, molecular function: DNA-directed DNA polymerase activity; chromatin binding. Gene Ontology annotation, cellular component: mitochondrial matrix; nucleus. NCBI's taxonomy places the organism in Eukaryota, Metazoa, Arthropoda, Arachnida, Mesostigmata, Varroidae.